GGGAGCCCGAGUCCCGUGACAGCGAUCAGGCUGUGGCUGAGACCGGUCGGGCCGUACUUUGUUUGCCUUCGCUGCUUCUGCUCGCUACAGCCUACCCCAAGUUUUCUCCACCACACUUCCCCACCUCAGAAUUUGCUCAACAGGGAUAUUUCUGGCUCUUGUUUGCGAUGUCUUUCUAUAGAUAACGCUCGCCAUGUCGCACGGACACUCGGAGAUCGCGGACAUCGAAUUCUUCUGUCGCGUGACAAACCACGUCGCUGUUCUCGACGGCGCGUGAUUGGAAUAUUUAGAGUCACCGAAACGAGUCUAUUUGUGGCGAGUUGCGUGUGCUACAGCAUAUGGACGCGAGCCUCACCGACGACCCCACGUCGAGGAUGAAUGUGGAUGCGCAUGGGGGGUACAGCAGCUAAUUGGGGACCAAAGGAGGCAUCCUCUCAACGUCGCUCUCCAGCACUAGCCAAAGCCAAAGCACAAUGUUCUUCGCCUCUGCCCUCGUCUCCCUCCUGCUCGCCAGCACCGCCCUCGGCCGCCCCAGCAUCGCAAGCCGCCAGACCCGCCGCCGCUCCGGCCCGCUCAUCCCCUCGAACGGCCCCGCGGCGAAUCUGAUCAACAACACGACGGUCUCGCACGUGAAGUACAGCCAGAACUGGGCCGGCGCGAGUCUCGAGAGCCCGUCGGGCACGUACACGUCGGUCAAGGGCACGUUCACCGUGCCGACCCCGAAGGCGCGCGGAUCCGGCAGCCAUGCGGCGUCGGCGUGGGUCGGCAUUGACGGCGACACGUGCGCGAGCGGAAUCAUGCAGACCGGGAUCGACUUCACCAUCGACGGCAGCCGCGCGUCGUACGACGCCUGGUACGAGUACUACCCCGCCGUGUCCUCUGACUUCACCGGCUUCUCCGUCAAGGCGGGCGACGUGAUCACCCUCGUGGCCACCAAGACCUCCUCGACCUCCGGCAGUGUUUCGAUCACCAACGAAACCACCGGCAAGAGCGUCCACAAGACCCUCACCGGCAGCCACAAGCUGUGCGGCAAGAACGCCGAGUGGAUCGUCGAGGACUUUGAGGAGGGAAGCUCGCUCGUGCCGUUCGCCGACUUUGGCACGGUCACUUUCACCGGUGCCAAGGCUACUCUGGCCUCGGGCGGAACUGUCGGACCGAGCGGUGCCCAACUGCUCGACAUUGAGCAGAGCAGCGUUCUCACCUCGGUCAGCGCCACCAGCGACUCGGUCACCAUCCGCUACGUUUGAGCCUAGAACACCGUCUGCGAGUAUCCUUUUGGCCAUGUAGAGAUACUCUCAUUGUAUGAUACGCUUCCGUCUGCCAGUAGGAAUCUUUCUGUUCAUGUAAAGACACUUCUGUUCUUUCGAGAAAUCCAAAAAAUUGUUUCUAUGA
Molecule: messenger RNA, 1392 nt
Organism: Mycena citricolor
Lineage: Eukaryota; Fungi; Basidiomycota; Agaricomycetes; Agaricales; Mycenaceae
Source: the annotation of a GenBank genome assembly